This is a messenger RNA of Cicer arietinum (chickpea), 852 nucleotides long. RefSeq lists its product as uncharacterized. Lineage: Eukaryota; Viridiplantae; Streptophyta; Magnoliopsida; Fabales; Fabaceae. The record is from RefSeq and is a predicted model, not a curated record.
UCACACCCCACACGCCGGCACAAAUUUAAGGGUUUAUUCAACCAUAACAACGUAAUCAAACGCUAUUCAAUCGAGCUGUGGCGUUGAAUCUCAACCAGUGGAAGAAGAAGAAGGCAUUGAUUGGGGUGGUGCGACUAUACUCUAUAGCCCGAGUUACGUGGUUGUUAAUUGUCCAUGUCUUCCUCCUCAACUCGAUCUACCGCCGCCGGUGCCGGCGAUGCGAAGAAGAAGUUAGGGUUUUUGGCGCACGCGAUGAAACGAAAGGACAGCUUCAUUCAAUUUUUCGCUAUGACUGGAAUUCUUCUCUUAAGCAUGAGAUCCUUGGGACAAAAGUACAAAAUCCAUGGACUUGAAGAAGAUACACAUGCUCUAAGGGAAGAACACGGUUCACUCACCGACCGUAUGAAAAACAUUAAACGCGCAUUGCUUCAUGAAGCUUCUCAAGAUUCUACUGGAAUCUUAGCUUCUCGCCUUCGUAGUAUCUUCAAUGAACAACAUUGAUCCAUCUCCUCCGUGAGUUUUUCUCUGUUACUUGUUUUCGUGUUUAUAAAUCUAUCAAGAAAAUAUUGUAAACCCUAGUCCAUUGUGCGUGCUGUUCGAUUUCACCUCUUUAAUUGUUCUCUGAUAAUGAAAAUAAUAGUCCUAGAGGACUUUUUACAUUUAGAAAUUUGAAUCUUCUUACAUUUGUAAUAAGUGACCUUGUUGGUGCUGCUAAAUUUCUCUAAAAUUCUGGUGUCGAAUCAACGUUGAUUCCAUUGCGCAUCAACUGCACUAUAAGUUUCUUCCUUAUGUAAUCAUUGUAUUGUUUACCCGGUUUAUUAUAUUUUGUGCCAUGGCAACAUGGUUUGAACA